This is a messenger RNA of Haemonchus placei, 279 nucleotides long. The record is from the annotation of a GenBank genome assembly. NCBI's taxonomy places the organism in Eukaryota, Metazoa, Nematoda, Chromadorea, Rhabditida, Trichostrongylidae.
AUGAUGAAAAUAACUCUUAUUAUUCUUGCUGCAUUAGUGAGCAAAGCUUCAACGCAGUGGGGAUGGGGUACGGGUGGCGGAUUUGGAGAUCCAUUUUUUGGUGGUGGAUGGGGUGACCCAUUCUUCGGUGGUGGAAUUGGUAUCGGAUUUGGUGGAGGAUUCGGUGACCCAUUCUUUGGUGGAGGAUUCGGUGAUCCGUUCUUUGGUGGAGGAUUCGGUGAUCCGUUCUUCGGAGGGGGAUUUGGUGACCCAUUCGGCGGAUUUGGCUUUGGAUGGUGA